AUGAGCAAGCUCACCGUCGAGCUGCCAAGUCGCCUUACCAGAAAGGCUGAAGAGGACGACGAGGCGGAAAAGGUACUCAUCCGAGAACAGGCUCCAUUCGCGACAUGGUACCUCACACGCGAGCUUGGUGGAAAGAAAACCAGGAAGCUUUCGAGGAUGCUGCUUGUUGGAGACCAAGGAGAUCUUCAGAAGUGUCGAAAAGAACGACCCGAGUGCCCCAAGGAUGCUAGAGUUUCCGCCUUGCGCACGUUCAAGAACAAGAAGAAGUACACUGUGUACUCUUUGCCAAUCUGCGAGCAUGAGGAGGUAUCCAUCGAAGGCACGUAUGCCGUACUUGAAGACACCUUUCUCGAGUUUCUGAAGAUGCCUCGCAAACCGGCGUUCAAGAAGCGACUAAUCAUUGUUGUCGGAGACCGUCGUACGCAUGCACUUCCCUCCCAGUAUCUGGACUGUGCCCUGCAUGGUGAUGCCAAGUUCUGGACUUGUAACAACCCUGAAGAGAAGAAUCCAGAGCACCUGCUUGUCGGCCAUGUAGCAUUACGCAGUUUCCGCUCACACAUUGUUGCAGUGGCUGUCCAGCUCUUCAAAUGCAAUGGGCAUCUCGAUUUCGACGCUGUUUGUGAGGAGAGCCUAAAGGAAGUCGUACAACCGUCCGAUCCACUAUCGCAAGACGCUAUCCUUGCGACGAUUGUCGUGAAUCCCGAAGGCAAGCCAGGGAAAACUGUCGCCGCUGAUGAAUUGCUUGAGCUGUACAGCAUGGAUGAUUCCUUGGACGUCAAGAGCAAGGCCAACUCGACACACACACGCAAAGACGUGGGAGAGAGUUCGUCAAAAAUCAAUUCCGCGGACUUUGUGUUCAGCAUGGCCCACAAGCUGGUAUCGGAGGGCCUGGCAGCGCAUCUGCCUGGCAGAGACGAUGUCGCUGGUCGUUACAAGUCAGGCUUCGCUGCCGUGGGAGAUGACGAAGAUUUGCUGAACGGGGACAGUAGUGCUGAUGAGCGCCUCGACACACGGACUCCGAAACGUGGCGAAGAGCUCAUAGGCGCCGAAGAUGAGGUAUGGUACGACAUUGAAGCUGACAAGGACAGCAUCUUGGUCAAUUAG
Pseudocercospora fijiensis CIRAD86 is the source of this 1104-nucleotide messenger RNA. RefSeq lists its product as uncharacterized. The coding region runs from base 1 to 1104 and encodes 367 amino acids. The transcript is spliced from 9 exons. The record is from RefSeq and is a predicted model, not a curated record. NCBI's taxonomy places the organism in Eukaryota, Fungi, Ascomycota, Dothideomycetes, Mycosphaerellales, Mycosphaerellaceae.